Molecule: messenger RNA, 733 nt
Organism: Phytomonas sp. EM1
Lineage: Eukaryota; Euglenozoa; Kinetoplastea; Trypanosomatida; Trypanosomatidae
Source: the annotation of a GenBank genome assembly
GGUAUUUCUACUAAUUCAACUUAAACUACAUUAUAUCGAAAUAAAAAGAUCAAAUGGGUCUUCUUACGCUACUUCGAAAACUGAAGAAAAGUGACAGGGAGCCUCGUAUUUUGAUUCUUGGCCUCGACAAUGCGGGUAAGACUUCAAUUUUGCGUAAAUUAUCUGAUGAAGAUCCAACAACAACUCAAGCGACACAGGGUUUUAAUAUCAAGUUAAUUGAAUGUGAUGGGUUUAAGUUAAAUAUGUGGGAUAUUGGUGGCCAAAAGGCAAUUCGUGCUUAUUGGCCAAACUAUUUCGAUGAAGUGGAUUGUCUAAUAUAUGUUGUUGAUGCAGCGGAUAAACGGCGCCUUGAUGAGACAGCGGCUGAGCUCGAUACCCUUUUGAAAGAAGAAAAACUCCGGGAGGUUCCAGUGCUUAUCUUUUCGAACAAAUGCGAUCUUGCAACUGCUUCAUCACCUGAGCAUGUUAGCACUGUCCUCAAUCUGCAUCUUCUGCGUGACAGGACUUGGUCAAUUCAGAAAUGCAGUGCCAAAACUGGCGAAGGACUUCACGAGGGGCUGAAGUGGGCUAUCGAAAAUACCAAAAAAUAGACAGCUAUAAUUUAAUCAUCAUUUGUUAGUAUUAGUAGGAAGGAUUUCUUUGUUCUUAUGCAAACUACGUGUAUAUCGAAAAGCUGUGCUGUAUAUAUCUGAAUUUGUGGAAGUUGAGCAUUAUAUAUUAAAAUAUAUACAUA